CGCACACAUAAUCUCUGUGCAGCUGUGCGACCCUGUGCGCACGCAGAGCUUUGAUGAGCAUAUAUAUCCCUGCAUACCUAAUCUCUCUUGCUUCGGUCACCUCCCAACCCUCGAGAUGCGUCCCAUAAUCGCACUUCCCGUAACCCUCCUCCUCGUCGUCCGCGCCUACACCCGGCGCUCCCUCACACCGCUGGGCAUUCUGAGCGCAGCACUCACCGCAACAAUCCACGCCCUUCAUCCGUCCGCCCUCCCGUUCACCUUGCUUUGCGUAUUCUUCCUGCUCGGCACAACGGCCACGAAAGUGAAACAUGACGUGAAAGCCACUUUGACCUUGUCAAGUAGUGGAGCUUCUGGUGGAGAGGGACCGCGGACGAGUGUCCAGGUGGUCGCAAAUAGUGGGUGUGCGAGUUUGUUGUGUUUGGUGCAUGUCUGGUUGUACGGUAUAGGCACCAGCGGGACCGGGGAAUGUUUUGGUGGACGCCGAGAGAGCGAUACCAAGGUGGCCGACUUGUUGCUGUUGGGGAUCAUGGCCAACUAUGCUGCGGUGGCAGCGGACACCCUGUCCAGCGAAUUGGGCAUUCUCUCCAACAGUCAGCCAGUGCUCAUCACAAACCCACUGCGAGUCGUGCCGCGAGGGACCAACGGCGGAGUGACACUUGGCGGGCUGCUCGCUGGCGUUGGAGGCAGCGCUGCCAUUGCGGGCACGAGCCUGUUAUUCCUACACUUCUGUGUUGGAUCGACCGCCGAUGCUCUUGGUAUGUUUCUGUUGGUGUCAGUGCUCGGAACGAUUGGCACGCUUCUCGAUUCACUUUUGGGAGCGAUGCUGCAGGCAUCGGUCAUUGAUCGACGGUCAGGAAAGAUCGUCGAAGGGCCCGGUGGCGUCAAGGUGCUCACGAGGCCCAAAACUACAACUCCAGCACACGUCCAAGGGCGUGGCCGAAGGUUCAGUGGUGAGGAGAGCAGCCGGUUGAUCAACUCCGGCAACGACAUACUGGAUAACAACCAAAUCAACCUCCUCAUGGCUUCUAUCAUGAGUAUAUCCGGGAUGAUAGCAGGAGAUCUUUUGUGGGGAUAAAGCAUAGAAAGUGAGAAGAUGGAAAUGACAUUGAAUCUUUCACGUUGAUUAUACGUAU
Molecule: messenger RNA, 1133 nt
Organism: Cladophialophora immunda
Lineage: Eukaryota; Fungi; Ascomycota; Eurotiomycetes; Chaetothyriales; Herpotrichiellaceae
Exons: 1
Coding region: 116-1075 (319 amino acids)
Cellular component (GO): membrane
Source: RefSeq, a predicted model, not a curated record